This is a messenger RNA of Carcharodon carcharias (great white shark), 876 nucleotides long. RefSeq lists its product as uncharacterized. Bases 1 to 657 code for a protein of 218 amino acids. The transcript has 4 exons. The record is from RefSeq and is a predicted model, not a curated record. Lineage: Eukaryota; Metazoa; Chordata; Chondrichthyes; Lamniformes; Lamnidae.
AUGGAAGGAGUUGCAGCUUACUGUUGCAGUACUUUUAGAAGCCUCGAACUAAAACAUGGCCACAGCUGCUGGAUCACCAUUGUGGAGGGGAGACCCUUCCACAAGACAAUCGUGGCCACAGCAAUGACCAGGAAGAGAGGUUGGGGUUCCACGGGCAGAUAUGUGUGGCCAGCACUCACGUUGCCAGUAGUCUCCCAACAUCCAUUGCCAUUGCUGAUUUUUCACAUUAUCGGCGCACGGCUGGGAUCCAGAGCAGCAGGGCCCCCUUUGACACCUGAGGGGCAUGAAGUUUCACCAUUAGAAGUGUCACACCAUCUCCGCCAGGCAGGCACCAGCGCAGAUACUAGCACCUUGGUGGACAUUAUAUCUUUGGCCAGUGUCCCAGGUCACAGCGGUGAGGGCAUUUCACAGUCGCUGGAGCAGCUGGCGGAUUCAGAGAGUGCUGACGGCGCCUGCAAUCGGAGGACUGAAGAGACCCAGGCACAUGCUCAGCCUGUGGCAGAUGAUGAGCCUCUGGAGUCAUGGGCGAUGCAGCCAAGUGCUGAUAUGCGGCCGGGUGUUCGGGAACAUUUGGUGGAGAUACAUGAGGGUCUGCUCGGUGUCAGCAGUGGAGGAGUCUACGUGGGCCAUGGCCGAUGCAUUGAGCAUCUUGGCUGAGCGCCAAGCUUCCUCCAUGGAGAGAUUGGCGAUUCUCAUGGAGAUGCAGCUCCAGGGUCAGGAUCAGGGGUUCCUGGGGUUGCGUGCCUUGACAGGGGCAUUGACCUCAUCUGGUCAGUGCCCAUGUGGGCAGUGGUUUGGCCACCAGGUAUCCCACCUCGGUGCCCAUCCAUUUACGGUGAGCAGGGAGGGCCAAAUGGACCUCACGUCAGCGGAGCA